This is a messenger RNA of Trichogramma pretiosum, 2300 nucleotides long. Its product is annotated as SET and MYND domain-containing protein 4-like. Bases 9 to 2288 code for a protein of 759 amino acids. The record is from RefSeq and is a predicted model, not a curated record. Gene Ontology annotation, molecular function: protein binding. NCBI's taxonomy places the organism in Eukaryota, Metazoa, Arthropoda, Insecta, Hymenoptera, Trichogrammatidae. The transcript has a single exon.
AAAAAACAAUGGACUCUUGGCAAGAGAUACUGCGUAUGGUCGUGCGCCAGAACAGGACUUUCAGCCUCUACGAUCGCGAGAGGAACGAGUUCAAAAUCAUGGAUUACUUCGUCAACAAUAGCGUCCUGAAGGACCAGCUCGUGUCCUGGCUGCUCUCGUUCAAGCACAUGCAGCUGUUCCCGUUCAAGAAGAGCAACGACAAGAGCCAGGAGUACAGGCGAAAAGGUAACAGCGACUUCCAAGCGAAGAAUUAUCAAUGCUGCCUCGAAGCUUACGGACUGAGCUUGCAGUACGCCUCGUGGGACAGCGAGGAUUUCGCCUUGGCUCUGGCCAACAGAUCCGCUGCUCUGUUCUAUAUGGGGAAAUACAAGGCCUGCAUCCAAGACAUCGAGCUGGCCCUCGAGUGCAAUUAUCCCGCGGCGAUGAUGUACAAAUUGUAUCUUCGGGCCGCGCAGUGCUACUCCAAGCUGCAGAAGAAAAUCGAAAUGAACGAGGCUGUCGUCAAGCUGAGGGAGUGCAUCAGCAAGCAGUCGAGCGAGAGCUUGACGAGCUCCAAGAUCGCCGACAUUGAGAAACAAAUUGAGUUCCUUACGGCUAGUACGGUAAUAGACAUGACCGGAAAAAAAGACGCUACUAGUCCUGUCAAUGCCUGUGUGUCACCUGCUUCCGAUCAUAUUAUUUUCGAGGAAAACUCCGAAUUUCUAAGUGCUUCGAAAAAUUUGAGCAUCAAGUUUUCAGUUGAAAAGGGACGUUACGUCGUCGCUAAUCAAGAUAUCAAAAAGGGUGAUACAUUGUUCUAUGAGAAGCCUUUUGCUUUUGUUUUGUUAGAUAAUGGAGAGAGCGAUGCUGUGUGUGCUAAUUGUUGCAAUGAUAAAGGUGAUAUACCAAUACCAUGUAAGUUUUGUGCUUGUACAAUAUAUUGCAGUAAACAAUGUAUGGAGGAAGCCUGGUCUACUUACCAUUGUUAUGAAUGUUUUGGUCAUCAGAUUGAUUUGUGGAAUCAAAUAGGAAUCGCUCAUUUGACUGUGAGAACUUUUUUAAAGUGUUGUGCUGAAAGUGACAUGAAUAAGUUUAAUACCAUUCAUCAUCUAGUUACAAACAUUGAUAAAAUAGGCACAAAUGAUAUGUACGUUUAUGGAGUUUCUGCUCUCAUGAUGACCUUGUAUUUAAAAACUUAUACAGAUUUUUUUCAAACUGUUGAUGUCCACGAAAAUCUUUUCAAAAAGUUUGAUAACAAAGAGCUCAAUAUGAUUAGUUUAUUAGAUUUAGAAUUUGAUAAUUGGACUGAUGGUAACAAAGAACAUUAUGUCAGUGGGUUGAUUUUGAGGCACAUGAUGCAACUCAUUUGUAAUGGGCAUGCGAUUACAAAAUUAUCUUUAGAAAAAUCAGAACUCGAAAGCAUUGCAGCCGAGUAUCAAUGCAGAGUAGCCACCGCCAUUUAUCCUUCUGCAAGUAUGAUGAAUCAUUCUUGUAAACCAAAUAUUAUUAAUAGUUUUAAAGGACAAUACUUAAUUGUUAAAGCUACGGAAGAUAUUGCAAGUGAAGAAGAAGUUCUUAAUUGUUAUGGACCUCACUACAGAAGAAUGGCCUUAGAAGAUAGACAAACAUCGUUAAAAAAUCAGUACUGUUUUACAUGCGAGUGUAAAGCUUGCACUGAUCGUGCCUUGCAAAACUUUGCAGAUAAAUAUAAAAAGUUGAAUUGCAAAGAAUGUUUUGGUGCUGUUAAAGUCGUUAACGGUCUCACGGCCACUUGCCUUAGCUGUGAUACAACCUAUGAAUUACAAGAAAACACUUUGUACGAAAUUGAAGAAUCAAAAAGACUUUUUGCUAAAACUCAAGAUUUGUUGCGUUUAAAUAAGACACUCGAUGCUUUGGAGACUGCUAAACAAUGCCUUGAAGUUAGAACAAAAAUUUUUUACAAGCAUCAUGAAACUAUUGCCAUUACUCACGAUCUUAUUGGUAAAAUAUUAGCGACUAUGGGUCGUUGGCUUGAGGCUGUCAUACAACUAGAGUACAGCUUAACUUCGAUCGAAGAACGGUACGGUUCCGAUAGUAUCGAAUUUGCCAAUGAACUUAAUAAAUUAACCGAUAUUUGCAUUCGAUAUCUCGACGAAGAGGAAAAUAUCAAUACAAAACAGUAUAAAAAUAUUUUGAAAAAAACCCGUCGCUAUCUACGCCAGGCCGAAGAAAUUUUGAGGCUCAAUUAUGGACCGUGGAACAAUUCGUGUCGGCAGAUAACCGAGAAAGUCAGCUUGAUUGAGCCCCUCUUUGAAAAUUUGCACCUUUAAGAACAAAGAUUU